CGCUGCUCAGCGCCGUUUUGGCGCAUAUGCGUUGAUCAGGGAAACUAAAAUAUUGAAUCGUAACUUUCGUGGUUUCGUGUGAUGUUGAUGAUGAUGCUCUGAAACACCUCUGCUAAAAAGAAUGCGCGUAUUUUCGUACGAUACAUACAAAAGAUGUUCGUAUAGUAUUGUUCCGUGAAAUUUAGUGGGAAUAAGUUCUAACGUUUAGAUAAUUGAAAUCGAAAAACUUGUAUAUUCGCCAUGGAUAGAAGAAAAAUGUCUACAGCAGGGGAUUCCCUCUAUCAGAUUUUGGAAAUUCCAAAAACUGCCACUUCAGAGGAUAUUAAAAAGACGUAUAGAAGAUUGGCUCUGAAAUAUCAUCCAGAUAAAAAUCCUAAUAAUCCUGAAGCAGCUGAAAAGUUUAAAGAAAUAAACAGAGCGCAUGCUAUACUGACAGAUCUAACAAAACGGAACAUAUAUGAUAAUUAUGGAUCUUUGGGUCUAUAUGUUGCGGAACAAUUUGGAGAAGAAAAUGUUAAUGCUUACUUUGUUGUCACUUCUGGAUGGUGUAAGGCACUGUUCAUGUUUUGUGGACUAAUUACCGCUUGUUACUGUUGUUGCUGUUGUUGCUGCUGUUGCAAUUUCUGUUGCGGUAAAUGUAAACCGACACCCCCUGAAGAUAGUGGUGCAUACCAUAAUUUACAGCGGAACCCGAAUCCAGAGGCUGUUGUGACAAAUCAACCGAGAGGUUUUGGCAAGGAAGAUGAGAGCGAUGAUGAUGCUGUGACAGCUCAACCUCAAAGUGCAUCUCAAAAUACAUCCAACAUACAACAACCUAUAUUUGCCAUGCCUGCACCAGGAUCAGCGGCACCAACGUCAACAGUUAAUGAAAGCACGAAUCUAAACAGCGGCGGUGAACGUGUGAUUUAUACCACUGCGGCUGCUACAAACCCAUUUAUAGGAGCCAAUGCAGCUACAACUGACACCGGACCAUCCAGAUGGUAGACUCAACAUUAUGGAAAAUUAUCACACGAACAUUCAAUUUAUAUUUUUAGCGCCGGAUCUUUACAAUAGCUUAUUAAUAUAGAUUAUAAGUUCAUUGUUUUGAUAAAAUAUGCUGCAAUUUGUUUAAUAUAAUGACUCUUUUUUUCUCUAUUUCUUUUUUUCUUGUACGUAAAAUUUUUUAAUCCUUUCUAAUUCUUAUUUUUUUGUUGUAUUUUAUAUUAUAUAUGUAUAUAUAUGCGUGUAUGUAUGUGUGUGUUGAGUAUGUAUUUAUGUGUCUGUGUGUAUGUGUAUAUUGUAUUAUAUAUAUAUAUAACACACACACACACACACACACAUAUAUAUAUAUAUAUAUAUAUAUAUAUAUAUAUAUAUAUAUAUAAGAUAUCUCGCAAGAAGUUGUCAUCUUAUUUUAUCUUUUAAACUAAAAGAGAUAGACCAUAACAAAUAUAUAUCAAAUUAAAUGGUUCAAACUCAAUUAUAUUGUGAGCAUAGUAGUUUCUUCCAAAAGCUAUCUGUGUUAACGAACGGGAGGUAUGCAUAACUUUUUUAUAAUGUGAAUAUUUGGAUAGGAAAAAAGUUGUAGCGCUGCUUGAAACGAAUACAACGAUGUAUGAUAUACUGUAAAUAUUUUACAUAUUAUACCAAUUUUAUCAACUUGAAAUAUCGUGGGUGAUGUUUACUUUUUUAUUUUCAGUCCUGCGAUAUAGCCAACUACUGAUUGAAUAUUAUGAUCAAAUGAAAACAUACAUAUGUCAAUCUUAUCUUUAAUACAUGAAUCAGAAGUUGGCCAUAUCACAAAGCAGAAAGGUAGACAUCGCCUGCCAUAUUUCAAAUCAAUAAAUGUUGUAUAAUAUGUAAAAUAUUUACAUUAUCAUACAUCGUUGUAUUUAUUUCAAACAACGUUACAACUUUUUUCAUAAAAAUAUUCACAUUAUUAAAAAAAAAUUAUGCAUACGUCUCCGUUCGUUAACAGCUUUUGGAAGCAACCACUAUAUACAAUAGAGUUCAGUUUGGACCAUUUAAUUUGAUAUAAAUUUGUUAUGAUCUAUCUCUUUUAGUUUAAAAGAUAAAAGAGAAUAGUCGCUUUUGCUAUGUACACACACACGCGCGCGCGCGCGUACACACACGUAUACAUACUGACAUACUCUAUGAGUAAUUAUUAGAUUAUAUUUAUUCAAAUGGUCUUGAAUUAAGUAUAUACAUAUUAUCUAUAGCGCGAUUUUCCAUUAAGAAAACAAUAUUUUACACACGUUUUUAAACACGUAUAGAAGUAUAUUUUAUGUUUGAAUUUUUCAAACUUAUAAAGUAUUUUGUUUUUUUUUAACAUUUUUUUAAAUAGAAUCUUUAAAAGAUUAACGCAUAUAUACGUGAAAAAAAUGAAGUAAGAUAUGGAACCUUGAUAAAAGAAAUAUAUAAAUUCUUAUAUUACCGAGAAAUUACUCAAUCGAAAACAUGAGAUCAUCUGUUUUAUUUCUUUAGAAUAUAUUAACACAAGUUAAAAUUAUUAGUAUUAUUAGUAUUUUAAUCUAAACAUUCGUUUUAAAUCAACUUUUUAAGUAAACAUAUAAUAAUUUCAGUAUAAUAAGUGUGCAGAGAGAAUAUAAGUAGGAAAUAUGAAAGUAUCUCAAUAGUAAGAAAGUAUUAUAUCAUUUAAUGAAUUUCAAGUUUGCAUUUCUCAAUGAAGACUUAAUUAUUGUAAAGUUGAGCGACAUUUAAUGUUUUAUUUAAAUUGUUGGUAAAUAGCAAAAUCCUAUUAGUUUUCACUCAAAUUCAGUACAUUUUUUUAAUUUGUUUUAAUUUUUUAAAGAAAAGUUUCGUUAAAUAUUUUAUCUCGAUUUUAACAAUUGAUGUAGUCAAUUGAUGACCAAGUAACAAAGUGACAUCAAAUGACGUUUUAAUAACAUAUUGACGUUAGAAAUGACAAAUGACAUUUGAUAUACAUGUGUGUCAAGAUAUCAAGAUUAAACAUUUUAAUAACAUCUUAUUGACAAUGUCUUAUCAAAAACGUCAUUAAAAUUACUAAGACGUCACCUUGCUACUUGGAUAUUUAUCAUGGUUAUAAAGCAAUACAGUAACUUGCGUAAAAUCCCACGGAAAAAAUUCAACCCAAGUUAAUCUCUCUCGAAUUUUUGCAGAAUUGCAAUGCACUUUAUCAUUGUUAUUAGCUCUUAAUGAUAAUAAAGAAAUCGCAAAUUUGCAUAUAAUAAUUUUUAUAAAAAUCUAUAUAAAAACUUAUGUUGCGAUAUAAUAAUUUACAAAAUAAAUAUUUUGUGUGUGCUAAAUUUCAUACUAUACAUAUGUGACAUCGAAGAGUGACAUAUUAGAUUAUUAUCACAUUUGAGGAUAAUAACAUCGAUCUUAAAUUUAAUUUAAUUUUAAAAAUUUAUUUUUUGUUUCUUUUAUUUAUCUCGUUUUAUUAUCACCUAAAAAUCACAUUUUUAUCUUACAUAUCGCGAUUAGAUGAUCAAUAAUUUACCAUUUAUAUAAUUUACCAUUUUUAACAGGUUUAAUUCACGAAGCUUCUUUUUUUGAAAGAAAAUAUUGAAUAACAUCGUUCAAGACAAAAUGACUUUUUUUAACACGGGAACGGGAUUAGCCGUUUCUUAUAAGUUUUUGAACGCUACGAAUUCGAUUUCGAAAUUAUUCCAUCACGUCAGAAUUCUGAGAAAUUUGCAAUUGAAGUUGCAAAAAAGAGCUGUUUUCACGAACUUUGUCAUAUUAUAACUAUAAUGUGACGUGCUGGAGAAGUUUUAUUACAAUCAAAAUAAAGUAUAUUGUUAGUUCGACCCUCAAAAGGAAUUUUUGAUGUUGCUUACGAUUAAUAAGAUAUCCAUAAUUAAAUAUAGAAUAUAUUGCAGAAGUUAACUGUGACUUUUAGGUCAUUGACGAUUUACCAAAUAGUUUUCAAUUAUGUUUAUUUAAAAUUAAAUUUUUUAAAUUGCUGAAUACAAAUUUAAUCAAAAUUCUCAAAUUCAAAACGGUGAACUUUAUAUGGCGAAUGUGUCAAAACUUAAAUUAUUGAUAUUAUAAUAUUGAGUCUGUCAUAUUGAAUCCAUUUUGAAUUUGACAAUUUUGACAUUGGAUUUGUAUUCAGUGAUCUAAAAAACUCUUAAGUUUAAAUAAACAUAAUUGAAAGCUAUUUGGUAAAUUGUCAAUGAUCUAACGAUAAGUGUCACAGCUAACUUUUACAGUACAACCUAUAUAUAAUCAUGGAUAUUUUAUUAAUCAUAACUGACAUCAAAAAUUCCUUUUGAGGGUUGAAAGUCCUAACAACAUACUUUAUUUUGAUUGCAAUAAAAUUUCUCCAGCACGUCAUAUUGCAGAUAUAAUAUGAUAUAGUUUGUGAAAAUAGCCCUUUUUUACAACUUUAAAUACAAAUUUUUCAAAAUUCUGACGUGAUGGAGCAAUUUCAAAACCGGAUUCAGAGUCCAAAAACCUAUAAGAAACGAUUUAGUCCCGUUCCGGUGUUUUUUUCUUUAUUGAACUAUGUAAUCAAACUGGUAAAACAUCAAGAAUAGAAAAAUAUAAAUAUUUUGGCAAACGAAUUUACACAUUUUUUAAAAUAUUUUAUUUAUACUUUAAUUAUUACACAUAUUUAAUGAAUAUAUUAAGAAUUACAAUUUCUAAAUAUAUAUUUACAGAAUGUUUUGUUUAAGUCAUUUAUUCCAAUAAUUUAAUAUUUAAUACUACUAGUCAAAAGUUGACAAAGCUGUUAAAAUAUAUAUAUAUAUAUAUAUAUAUAUAUAUAUAUAUAUAUAUAUAUAUAUAGGUCAUAUUAUUAUUGUUGGAAACAGUUUUGCUCUUAGAAUGACUUGGAGUUGUAUAUUUUGUCGGCCAUACACGUAUUGACUAUUAUACGAAUAUGAGAGAGUAUUAGAACGCCUUUUAGUGUGAUGUGUGUAUUUCAUAAUAUUGUUUAGAUUUAUCUCCCUCCACUCUAAUAUUUUAUAAAAAGUAUAAUUUCAUGUGUAUCAAUGACGUACCUCUGUGUAUGGAUGUAUGGAUGUAUAUCGAUUAAUUUGAACAUUUACGCUGCAUCGAUUAAAUGAUGCACACAGCAUGCCUACGAUAAGAUUUCUUUAAUUAUAGAUAUUUAUCUGUAUUAUUCAAAUUAUUAUGUAAAUGACAAAUAUAUUGUCAAUCUGCAAGAACAUUUUCAGGACUUUUAACAAUAUAAACGCAUAUGUAAAUUUAUAUUGUAACGUAAAUGUGUGAGAGAUAAAGAUUGAACGUAAUAUGAAAAAGCCGCCUGAAUUUUUAUAGAACAUACAUAGAUGUCUGCGAAAUAGUUUUUGGAGUUUAUUCAAAUCUAAACCAUAAGUCUCUCGGUUCUUCAUAUCGAAUUAUGAUAUUGGAAGUGAAAAAUAUAUUAAAAAAUCACAGAAAAUUCUUUUUUUUUAUUAUUCUGCAUUGGCGAAUAUAGAUUCAAUAUAUUUUUACAUUUUUACAUUCGUACAUGUCGUACAUCUCCAGUAAAAAUAAACUUUACGAUAAUUGAUUGAGAUUUGCAGCUAUUUUUAUUAAUCUAUGAACGAACAGAAUGAGGAUUUUCGGCAUUUUGUUUAUUUAUUUUGUUUUAUUUAUUUUUAGAUUGUAUAAAAUAUGAUAGUAUAUUAAAAAAUAAUUUAUCUUAAUGUAUAUAGGGCGAGAAGAACAUUCAGAUGAUUUCUCGCUUUUGAAUUUUCCAACGUAAUAAUUUGAAUAAUCCAACGAAAUUAUUAGUGAAGAAAAUCAAGAACUCUGAAAAAUAAUAUUUAUUUUGAGAUAAAGCGUGCAGAUUUUAUAUAUAUUGAAUAAUUAUAAUUAUUUUAUACAAUUAGUUUAUUCAAAUUUUUUAGAUUGUAAAACGAUACUUUUUAAUUAAAUUUUAUUUAUUCUCAAUAAAUGUACAUUUAUUUAGUUAUCUAUUUACUCAUUUAACAAUUUAUUUAUCUGUGUGUCGCGCGCGCGAUUAAUAUCUUUAUAUCAUUUUCAUAAAUAUAGAACAAAGUAAAAUUUUUUAGGGAACAAAGUAAAAUAAAUUAUUAUAUUAUUGAGAUUAUUAAAAAAGAAGAGUAGAUAGUUUAAAUUCUUGCACAUUAUUUUAUCGAUGUGUAAUUACACUUUGUAUCAUCAGAAUUAUAAGAUACAAGAAUUUAACACAGAGAGAUUAUUCUUUAUUUUAUUGUUUUGUAUACUUGUUACGUAAAGCUUUAAAAAAAAAUUUAAACGAACAAAAACUCGAUUACGAGAUAUUUAACUCUUUCAUACACAUUUCACGAUUUUCGAAAUUUACACGCUAAUCAAUAAAUAUUUAAAAAUAUUAUAUAUGUAUUCACUAUAUUAUGAGAGAAUUCAGAAUGUUAAAUAUCUAUACGCGCAGUUAAUGUUAAAUAUUUAUAUGCGUUUAUUCAGUUGCCUAUUUAAAUAUUUUUAAUGACUCGCGUAAUAUUCUACAUAUUAUAUAGAUGUAUGUAAUUAUGUUUAUUAUAUAUAAAGUACUUAUAUAUACAUAUUUAAUGUUCCAGAAAUAUACUAUGUUCACAUGAUUGGAUAUACAUACAAAUAACUGAUAAAAUGUUGUACUUAAGGUAGUUGUCUCGCGACAGUACAAUCCAAAAUUUUAUUCUUUGAAUCAACAUUAAAACAUUUGACGGUAUACCUACGAUUACUAUAAAAAAUUUUGUACAAACAUUCUGUACACUAUUGCGAAAUCAAUUGAAAAUUGUCUACAACGUUCGCGAGCAUCAUCUGUCAUUGUUUAAUUUUCGGUGAAUAACAAAGAUGAAAUGAAAACUUUUUAUUAUUGUAUUUCUAAAAUUAAACGGUCAAUAAUUUUGAUUUUUUAAUAGAAUUUCUAAAAUGUCUUUCUAUUUUGUAUUAUAAUAAUUUUUUAUCACUUGUUAUUUUUUCUAAUUAUUAAAAUUCAAAAUACAAGAUUGUCGUACGUUUGUGUAUGCGACAUGUAAAAAAAGUGCAAUUUUUGAUAACGAUUAUAUCGCGUUCGGAACGAUCAAUUGCUUUUAAAUUGUACAAAUGUGUAUAGAUAUCAUAUUUAUGACGUAUAGUUAAAUUUUCAAAUUUUUAUUAUUUAAUUGCGGGACAACUAUCUUAAAGGAAACAGUGAAUAAUUGUAAAGUUAACAUUGUACAACACGAAAUACUGUAAAUAAAUUAGAUUAAACUAUUGAACAAAAUA
This is a messenger RNA of Cataglyphis hispanica, 7161 nucleotides long. Its product is annotated as dnaJ homolog subfamily C member 5-like. Bases 241 to 984 code for a protein of 247 amino acids. Gene Ontology annotation, cellular component: type Is terminal bouton. NCBI's taxonomy places the organism in Eukaryota, Metazoa, Arthropoda, Insecta, Hymenoptera, Formicidae. The record is from RefSeq and is a predicted model, not a curated record. The transcript is spliced from 7 exons. Gene Ontology annotation, biological process: regulation of neuromuscular synaptic transmission.